This is a messenger RNA of Octodon degus (degu), 3084 nucleotides long. RefSeq names its product transportin 3 (gene Tnpo3). The record is from RefSeq and is a predicted model, not a curated record. Gene Ontology annotation, cellular component: nuclear membrane; cytoplasm. The transcript has 22 exons. NCBI's taxonomy places the organism in Eukaryota, Metazoa, Chordata, Mammalia, Rodentia, Octodontidae. Gene Ontology annotation, biological process: protein import into nucleus. The annotation marks the transcript as partial.
CCGCUUCCGGUCUGCUAAAACGCGGGUUAGGUAAGCGGCGUGGUCUGUGUCAUGUGGCGGUAGGCUUCUGCGCUCAAGACAGCAAGUGAGAAAGCCACUACCAGCAUCCAGGCUCAGAAAUCUGGAUUCUAGUGGAAAGACCGGUUUAAAAAAAGAGCCAGGAACCUGAAUACAUCCGUCCGCUGUUUCCGAGGGGGCAAUUCCGCGGGGAACCCCUCUGCCCUGGUAACGGCUAAAGAGGAGAUGGCGCCAGCCAGGGAGCGGCUGUGGCCAAGACAGUGAGGAAGCGCGAAGGCGGAGCGACCAGGAAGCCUGAGAAGAAGAAUCAGAGCUGUCGCUGUCACCACUGCCGCAACCACCAUGGAAGGAGCAAAGCCGACAUUGCAGCUCGUGUAUCAGGCAGUCCAGGCGCUUUACCAUGACCCAGAUCCCAGCGGAAAGGAGCGCGCCUCGUUUUGGCUUGGGGAACUGCAGCGUUCGGUUCAUGCCUGGGAAAUUUCUGACCAAUUGUUACAGAUCCGGCAGGAUGUGGAAUCAUGCUAUUUUGCCGCACAAACCAUGAAGAUGAAGAUUCAGACCUCAUUUUAUGAGCUCCCUACGGAUUCUCAUGCCUCUUUAAGGGACUCAUUGCUAACCCACAUACAGAACUUGAAAGAUUUGUCACCUGUCAUUGUAACACAGCUGGCUUUAGCAAUAGCAGACCUUGCCCUACAAAUGCCUUCCUGGAAGGGAUGUGUACAGACAUUGGUGGAAAAAUAUAGCAAUGAUGUAAGUUCUUUGCCUUUUUUGCUGGAGAUCCUUACAGUGUUACCUGAAGAAGUACACAGUCGUUCAUUAAGAAUUGGAGCUAACCGGCGCACAGAAAUUAUAGAAGAUUUGGCCUUUUACUCUAGUACAGUAGUGUCUCUAUUGAUGACCUGUGUAGAAAAGGCGGGAACUGAUGAGAAAAUGCUUAUGAAGGUCUUUCGCUGUUUGGGAAGUUGGUUUAACUUGGGUGUUUUGGACAGUAACUUCAUGGCUAAUAAUAAGUUACUAGCACUCCUUUUUGAGAUUUUGCAACAGGAUAAAACCUCAUCCAACCUACAUGAAGCUGCUUCAGACUGUGUGUGCUCAGCUCUGUAUGCCAUAGAGAAUGUGGAGACUAAUUUGCCGUUAGCCAUGCAACUCUUUCAGGGAGUCCUGACGUUGGAGACUGCCUAUCACAUGGCUGUGGCUCGUGAAGAUUUAGACAAAGUUCUGAAUUACUGCCGUAUUUUCACUGAACUAUGUGAAACUUUUCUUGAAAAAAUUGUUUGUAGUCCAGGCCAAGGUCUUGGAGAUCUGCGAACUCUGGAAUUGCUUCUGAUCUGUGCAGGGCAUCCUCAAUACGAGGUAGUAGAAAUUUCCUUUAAUUUUUGGUACCGACUAGGAGAGCAUUUGUACAAAACUAAUGAUGAGGUCAUACAUGGAAUCUUCAAGGCUUAUAUUCAGAGGCUGCUUCAUGCCUUGGCUCGACACUGCCAGCUGGAACCAGACCAUGAGGGGGUUCCUGAGGAAACUGAUGACUUUGGAGAGUUUCGGAUGAGGGUAUCAGACCUGGUGAAGGACUUGAUUUUCUUGAUUGGGUCAAUGGAAUGUUUUGCUCAGUUAUAUUCUACUCUGAAAGAAGGCAAUCCACCCUGGGAGGUGACAGAAGCGGUUCUCUUUAUCAUGGCUGCUAUAGCAAAGAGUGUUGAUCCGGAGAACAACCUAACACUUGUGGAAGUCCUAGAAGGAGUUGUCCGUCUCCCCGAGACUGUGCAUACAGCUGUGCGGUAUACUAGCAUUGAGUUGGUUGGAGAAAUGAGUGAAGUGGUUGAUCGAAAUCCUCAGUUCCUUGACCCUGUGUUGGGCUAUUUGAUGAAAGGCCUGUGUGAAAAGCCCCUGGCUUCUGCGGCAGCUAAAGCCAUUCAUAACAUUUGCUCCGUCUGCCGAGAUCACAUGGCUCAGCACUUUAAUGGCCUCCUGGAGAUUGCCCGAUCCCUUGACUCCUUCAUGUUAUCUCCAGAAGCUGCUGUGGGCUUGCUAAAAGGGACAGCACUUGUCUUAGCCAGAUUACCUUUGGAUAAGAUUACUGAAUGUCUUAGUGAACUAUGUUCUGUUCAGGUUAUGGCAUUGAAAAAGCUGUUGUCUCAGGAGCCCAGCAAUGGCAUAUCCUCAGAUCCUACUGUGUUCUUAGAUCGCCUAGCAGUAAUAUUUAGACACACCAAUCCCAUUGUGGAAAAUGGACAGACUCAUCCAUGCCAAAAAGUCAUACAGGAAAUAUGGCCAGUUUUAUCUGAGACUCUAAAUAAGCACCGUGCUGAUAAUCGGAUUGUAGAACGUUGUUGCAGAUGCCUGCGUUUCGCUGUUCGCUGUGUAGGCAAAGGAUCUGCAGCCCUGCUGCAGCCACUAGUCACACAGAUGGUAAAUGUGUACCAUGUACAUCAGCAUUCCUGUUUCCUGUACCUUGGUAGCAUCCUUGUGGAUGAAUAUGGCAUGGAAGAAGGCUGUCGACAAGGACUACUAGACAUGCUCCAGGCACUGUGCAUCCCCACCUUUCAACUCCUGGAGCAGCAGAAUGGCCUCCAGAAUCACCCCGACACUGUAGAUGACCUGUUCAGGUUAGCCACCCGGUUUAUUCAGCGUAGCCCUGUCACCUUACUGAGGAGCCAAGUAGUCAUCCCAAUCUUACAGUGGGCCAUUGCCUCUACUACCCUGGACCACCGGGAUGCCAAUGGUAGUGUCAUGAGGUUCCUUCGAGACCUCAUCCAUACAGGAGUAGCCAAUGAUCAUGAAGACGACUUUGAAUUACGGAAAGAACUGAUUGGGCAGGUGAUGAACCAGCUUGGACAGCAGCUUGUAAGCCAGCUGCUCCAUACAUGCUGCUUUUGUCUCCCCCCUUACACCUUACCAGAUGUGGCUGAAGUGCUUUGGGAGAUCAUGCAGGUCGAUAGACCGACCUUUUGUCGAUGGUUAGAGAAUUCCCUGAAAGGUUUGCCAAAGGAGACAACCGUGGGAGCUGUCACAGUGACACACAAACAACUUACAGACUUUCACAAACAAGUCACUAGAACCAGGGAUUGG